AUGUCGGCGAUCGGCGCGGCCCGGCGGGGCGGGGACGUGCCCGGGGUGCGGAGAGCGGCCGGCAGCCCCCAGGCGCUGGCGGGGCCCGGCGCGCUGAGCGGAGCGUGGCUGGCCAAGGAAGAGCAGUACAAGCGACUGAAUGCAGAAUUAGAAGCCAAAACAGAAAAACUGGUGCGUCAGGCUGAAGAACUAAUGAAAGGCCAACAGAAGAUACUAUCUCAGCCAGUUUCAGUACAGAGUAAGUCACCUGAAGAUGUCAGACAGAGAGAUCCACUCUGUUCUGAAGUUUCAUCUCUUACACAGUCACUUGCAAAGGUAGAAAACAAGAAGAAAUUUCCUUCUGUGCCCACAGCUCAGAACAGACCAUACUCUUCAAGUAAGGGAAAAAGAACAACUUCAAGUUCAAAAAUAAGAAACAUGGAAGUACAAAGUGCUGAUGGUGUUGCAGUACUGGAAGAUUGCAUAGGUUUUUCUUUAACAAGAACAAUAAGCAAAGUUGAAGAAAAACUAAAGAAAGGAGUCUUACCAGACUGUCAAGAUGAUGAUAUUAUUCCAAGGGUUGGAGAUGAAAUGGGAGCAGAAGCUCAGAUCAGAUUUCUUAAGGCAAAGUUACGUGUGAUGCAGGAAGACCUGGCAAAUGCAGUGUUUGAAUGCAGGAAAAAGGAUGAUGAAAAUCAGAAUUUAGAAACUCGGCUUAAAGAUGCUGAAGAAGAAAACACAAGACUGCAACGAACAAUCAGCCUGCAGCAGUCUCAGACUGAGAAGUACAAAAUACUGUCACAAGAAGCAAACAAAAAAACUGAAGGGUUACAACAAGAGGUCACUGCACUAGAAAAGGAAUUGGAGAAUCUAAAGCGUGCCCAAAAGCAGGCUGCAGCCACUCAGAGUGCAACAGAAGUUCGUUUAAACAGGGCCUUGGAAGAAGUGGAAAAGUAUAAAGUGGAGCUGAAUAAACUGAAGCAAAGCAACAAGGAUGUAGCUAACCAAGAACUCAAAACAAUCAAAGAAUUAAAAACAGAAAACAAGAAACUGCAGAAACAAAAAGGAGAGCUAAUUACAGGCUUUAAAAAACAGUUAAAGUUAAUUGAUAUUUUGAAGAGACAAAAGAUGCACAUGGAAGCUGCCAAGAUGCUUUCUUUUACCGAAGAGGAAUUCAUGAAAGCUCUUGAGUGGGGAAAUUAUUGAUCCCAUUAAAUAACUUAUGUUUGAAAGAUGAGUCAGAUGGUACAUUAUUUUGAGACUAUGUAUGAGUCCUUGUUAAUAACUGUAUAUCCCACUGAAUUGAUUUUGUUGAUUUUGCUUAUGUUUAAAUAGUUUAACUUUUGUAAGCCUGAUAGCUUGUGUUGUAAUGUAUGAAACAAAUUUCUACUUCAUUGUCAGGCCAAACUGCCCAUUCUGUAAGGAGCAGAGAAGCAUAGACCAUGCAAGGAAUAUUGCAACAAAUGAACUUUGUUAUCAGUUUGCUCUGUUCUAGCAUUUAAAAUUGUACCUUAUCUAUGGUAAAAUUCAGUCCAAAGAAGUCAGGACUUAGUCUCAGAAAAUUCCUUGUUGCAACAAAAAUAAACUAACCAGUGGUCCAGUUGAGAAGAAAAUGUCAUGUCCUUUUUAAAACACGUGGUUGGAAAA
Molecule: messenger RNA, 1626 nt
Organism: Cinclus cinclus
Lineage: Eukaryota; Metazoa; Chordata; Aves; Passeriformes; Cinclidae
Gene: TEX9
Product: testis expressed 9
Exons: 12
Coding region: 1-1185 (394 amino acids)
Source: RefSeq, a predicted model, not a curated record